AAUACAUUCUUACAACUAUGUAAGUAUGAAGUUUAAAAUCAAGGCUAAAACGAUAAAAAAAAUAUCUGAUUUGUUUACUACAUCUCUACCAUAUCCGAGCAUGCAUUCAAGGGGAUGCAAACUGGGUACAUUUCCCGUUUUAUUGUAUAGCUAAAAAUUAAUCCAAGUAAUUUAAUAUACUGGAUGGCGAAUUUAAUACUCUACCGGCAUAUUAAAACUAGGAAUUUUAUGGGUAAAUGGUUCGAAGUGAAGGCGUGGUUCCACCGUAUAGAAGGAUUCUCUGAUUAUGAUGCUUGGAAUGAUUUCUCUAAGGUGUACACCAAGAAAUCAGAUGGUGUAGCUGAUGUAUUUGAAACAGGAAGAGUCAAAAAUAGCGAUAACUGCAACAGAAACCAGAGAGGACGCAUAUUGUUUGCAGGUGGACGUCUUCAUCCAGCUAGACUCACAUUGGGAGAUGAUAAUUCUACUUAUACUAUGGCGAUGUAUGUGGUAGCGACCGAUUACGACAAUUAUGCCUUGACUGUGGGUUGUUCUCAUGAAGGAAAGUUAUACGCCAGUGGGACAUGCCUUCCUGAUCCAAUCGUACACGUACUAAGUAGGACGACAAUAUUGCAACCCGGUCAUGCAAGAUACCUGGAUGAUAUCAUUAACAAAACAAUAUGCCACGCGGAUCUU
Owenia fusiformis is the source of this 675-nucleotide messenger RNA. The record is from the annotation of a GenBank genome assembly. NCBI's taxonomy places the organism in Eukaryota, Metazoa, Annelida, Polychaeta, Sabellida, Oweniidae.